Messenger RNA from Diaporthe citri, 951 nucleotides. RefSeq lists its product as uncharacterized. Gene Ontology annotation, cellular component: nucleus. NCBI's taxonomy places the organism in Eukaryota, Fungi, Ascomycota, Sordariomycetes, Diaporthales, Diaporthaceae. Gene Ontology annotation, molecular function: single-strand break-containing DNA binding; mismatched DNA binding; double-stranded RNA binding. Gene Ontology annotation, biological process: single strand break repair; double-strand break repair. The coding region runs from base 1 to 951 and encodes 316 amino acids. The record is from RefSeq and is a predicted model, not a curated record. The transcript is spliced from 2 exons.
AUGGGGUCUGAAUCUUCGAGCUUUCGGCCGAAGAGGCACCCGUCGGACUCUCCUGAUGCUCCCAACAAGAAAAGACCACCGGUCGGUGACGAGGCCCCUCUGGCGGAUCCCGAGGAUGCCAUCACUCAGGAUGAGAUACACGGCGCAGAGCUGCAAUCAGACAAGCCCAGCAAAUCUGGCAAGAUUCGCAAUGCUUUCUCCGAACUCAUGGCUCCAAAGCCAAAGCCAGAGAUCAAGACCGUCUCUGCCAACUCAAGAAUGAACACCAAUUCCUUCGCCGGCCGAGACGGCCUAGGCCUUUACAUCGCAAAAGCCGAAUCCUUACCCGUCGGCAGCAUCAUCUUCGCAACCCCGCGCUUCGUAGCCAUCCACGACAUGUAUCCCAAAGCGACGGUGCACUGCCUCCUCCUCCCGCGAUCCCCAGACAAGACCCUGAUCCACCCCUUCGACGCCUUCGAGGACGCAGAGUUCCUCGCCUCGGUACGCGUGGAGGCGGAAAAGCUCAAGGACCUCGUCGCCAGGGAGCUCCAGCGGCUGGUUGGCGAGCACAGCGCGGCCGAAGCUCCCCGGCGUGCCGUCCUGGACGGCGAGGUCGACCCCGAGAGGGACGCGGAGGGCAGGGUGGUGCUCCCGCAGGGCAGGGACUGGAUGUCCGAGAUCAAGGUCGGCGUACACGCACGGCCGAGCAUGAACCAUAUGCAUGUGCACGUCCUCAGCCGCGAUAUGUACUCGGCUAGGCUUAAGGUUAGGAAACACUACAACUCGUUCACGACCGACUUCUUCGUGCCGCUGGACGACUUCCCGCUGGCAAUGGACGAUCCGCGGCGGAAUCAGGCUGGUUGGCAUGAGAAGCCCAUGGUGUGCUGGCGGUGCGGGCGCGGCUUUGGCAACAAGCUCAAGGAGCUCAAGAAGCACCUCAGCGAGGAGUUUGACGCGUGGAAGAGGGAGUGA